ACCUGGAAAUUUGUGCCCGAUUCGAGAUUUCAGGAAGUGGCGGAGCUCAGAACAACACAUUGGCUGGAGAUCGAAGGCCGAAUGCCCACCGCAAUGCUAUCCCAAAACACUCUCUAUGAAGCCUAUCUCAUCAUGAAAAUCUCUCACCGUGCAUACGGGCUAGAUGUGAUGCCAUCACAAGCAUCAAUCGAGUUGAAAAACCAGGUAGUGUUCACAAGCACAGCAAUUCUGCAGCAAGGCCAUCAAGAAAGCAGAAACAAGCAAGAACCGGGGGUUGAAGGUGAAGAGAAAGUCCCGAUGGAAAGAGAAGAUGGGUGGAUGGAGGUUGAGCUUGGAGAGUUCUUCAAUGGCGGAUAUGGCGGAGAUCAUCAUGAGGUGGUGAAGGUGAGCUUCAAGGAGGUGAAGGGUUAUCAACUGAAGGGAGGGCUUGUCAUUGAAGGCCUUGAAGUGAGGCCUAAAAGAAUUGUGUGAAAAGAUCAUCGAUAAUUGCAAGGAUCAUUAGGGUUCUUGUUUAUUGUAAAUCUGGUAUUCUUUUUAAAAAAAAAUUCUAGGCGUCUUAUUGUUCAUUUCUCACGGAAAUUAAAUGGGGAAAGUUGUCUUAAAAUCCUAGACCAA
This is a messenger RNA of Eucalyptus grandis, 615 nucleotides long. RefSeq names its product F-box protein PP2-B15-like. The transcript has 2 exons. The record is from RefSeq and is a predicted model, not a curated record. NCBI's taxonomy places the organism in Eukaryota, Viridiplantae, Streptophyta, Magnoliopsida, Myrtales, Myrtaceae. The coding region runs from base 82 to 471 and encodes 129 amino acids.